AUGAAACGAAAUUUCUUGAAUUAUUUAUUACUUGUUUUCUGUCAACAAGUGUGGCAAAUCGUCGGAAUCGCAAGAGAGUUCAAUGAAUUUAUUUCAGACCCCAUUAAUUUUUCUGCCAAGGAUAGCAAAGUAAUACAAAAUACUGAGUUGCCAGUGGUAAUAGACGAGGUAUCAGUAGCGUUACGACUGAAUAUUCUGAAUAAUCAUCCCAAUUGGGCUUGUGUUUUUCAUAAAGGCGAAGCAGACACUUCCCGUACACCUUCACUCUGGCUAACACCAAACAAUUCAGCACCACAUGCCCGCUUCUCGACAAUCGAUAACUGGAAUUUAGGAAUCGACUCGGUCGACGGAAUCUGGAAUGGAUUCCAGAGCAUCCAACAAGUCCAAACGGACAAAAUCAUAUUCAAUAAUGGACCCCUGCGCAUCGGAAAUGAUACCUUCUGGGAUGGGAUCACUGGCCAAAUAAGUAAUUUUCGUUACUACAACUGGCGUUUAUCUGCUGAAGAGGUGAAAGGAGAAUAUUUGAACCAAUCAACUAUAUCAACUAUAUCAACUAUACCAACUACGCAAACGCAAAUACCAACCGAUUCUAUUACAUCAAGUAAUAAUGUUGCUAAAUCUAACGAUACUGCAAUUAUGGUUGGUAUAGGUGUAGGUGCUUCUCUUGGUG
Ambispora gerdemannii is the source of this 670-nucleotide messenger RNA. The record is from the annotation of a GenBank genome assembly. NCBI's taxonomy places the organism in Eukaryota, Fungi, Glomeromycota, Glomeromycetes, Archaeosporales, Ambisporaceae.